Messenger RNA from Micropterus salmoides (largemouth bass), 3256 nucleotides. Its product is annotated as WD repeat and coiled coil containing. The transcript is spliced from 4 exons. Lineage: Eukaryota; Metazoa; Chordata; Actinopteri; Centrarchiformes; Centrarchidae. Bases 164 to 2401 code for a protein of 745 amino acids. The record is from RefSeq and is a predicted model, not a curated record. Gene Ontology annotation, molecular function: kinase binding.
GUUAGCCUGCUAAAUAUAAAGGCUUAAGUUAUAACAAUUUCCAGUGAAUAAGGUUAACGUUAUGAAUUGGGAAAACUUCUGCGUCUCAUAAUGGUGGCAACGUUUAUAUCCUUCUCAUUUACUCACAACCUCUUCUCAGUAAGUUUCUUUAGCACCUGCCAGGAUGGAUCUUGGGAAGGCAAAGCUUCUUAGGUCAGGUCUCAACACACUACACCAAGCCAUCCACCCUGUGCACGGUAUAGCAUGGACGGACGGCAAGCAGGUCUGCCUGACCACUCUCUACUUCAUCAAUGGCGAGGUGAAGUUUGGGGACACCAAUGUUAUCGGGCAGUUUGAGCAUGUCUUUGGUCUCUUCUGGGGCCCGCUGUGCUGCUCGGACUCCCCUGCCUUGCUGGCUGUUCAGCACAAGAAACAUGUUACCGUGUGGCAACUGCAGCUCAGUGCCCUCGAGCAGAACAAGCUGCUGUGCACUCAAACCUGUGAGAUGAGCGAGCCUUUCCCCUUGCUCUCCCAAGGCUGCGUGUGGCAUCCUAAACUGGACAUUCUGGCUGUGCUGACAAAGAAGGACAGCUCCGUGUUGUUUUCUGUCAGGGUGGACAACAGGAGAACCAAAGCAGACAUCAAAGGUAGUGGACUCAUCCACUGUGCAUGCUGGACUAAGGAUGGUACGCGCCUGGUGGUGGCUAUAGGCAGUGCUCUUCACUCUUACAUCUGGAACGACAUCCAGAAAAGUCUGGUGGCCUGCUCCUUCUGCCCCAUCUUUGACGUGGGAGGCUACAUCUGUGCCAUCGAAGCUACGGGGGAGGCUCAAGUAGCUGUGGCUACAGAGCUGCCUCUGGAUAAAAUCUGUGGGUUAAAUGCGGGCAUAGCUUUCGACAUGCAGACAGAGCCUGACUCCCCGCAUGGCCGCAACUCGCAAGUGGGCGUGCCGGACGACGACAGCCUUCUGGAUUCGAGGCGAAGAUCAUUUGAAUCAGAGCGGUCCUACAUCCCCAGCUCAGGCCCUCUUGACCUCACCCACCUCUUGGCGAGGCACCGUCGCUCUGACCCCAGCCCACUUAUUCACCUGCGUCGCCGAGACACCAUGACAGGCUCUGGCCAGGACUCCUCGCAUCUCAUCCUGGUCACCUAUGAGCGUAAAGUCACAACCUCCCGAAAAGUCAGCAUUCCUGGGAUUUUGGUACCGGACAUUGUGGCUUUUGACCCACGCGGCUCCACAGUCGCAGUGGCUUCCAACACCUGCAACAUGGUGCUCGUGUACUGCAUCACGGCCUCCGCUAUGCCGAACAUUCAGCAGAUCUCUCUGCAGACAAAUGAGAGGCCCAAAGGAGUCUGCUUCCUCAAUGACAAGAUGCUGCUGUUGAUGGUGGGCCGGCAAAAGUCCAGUGACCCUGUCUUCCUUCCGUCCUCUAACACAGAUAAAUAUAUUCUUCAUCUCCUAGCCAAAGAGUUGAUAUACGAUGGAGAGACUCCUAUUGCACCAUCCCCCUCUGCCCACAACCAUGAGUCCGCAUCUAAUUUCUGCGCAGGGAUUAGGAGGCACUCGGAGCACCUAUCUAAGGAUGACAGGGAGCGCUCAGGGAUAAAGGACUUGGUGCUGCCUGGAGGGGGAGUAUUUCGCUCACCGGGCAACAGGCGCAGGCUGGUGGAGGAGGUGAGGAGCGGCGAGCCGAGCCCCGUCACCAGCUCUGUGGACUUCUCUGACCGAGCAUCAGACAGAGCCCUGUCCAGUGCCUCCUCCAUCGCAGUGGAGAAUUUCGAUAUGGACCAUGUCAACCGCAUGACCAACCUGAUGGUGGCCGGCCGCCAGGCCAGCAGAGACUCCAGCCGGGCCAGCUCUCCUCGCCUCGAGCCGUCGGACAAGCUUCACACAGAUCCGACGCUGCCGAUGCCUGAAAAGACAUCGGGCCCUGCCAGGGAGCGCUCGCUGGAGCAGCUGGUUCAAAACAUGGAGAGGCUUUUUACGCGCUUUGCAGAUGUACAGCAGUGCCUGGCAGAAAUCAGAGACUAUACCCAGAAUGGCAAGAAGGCCCCGAGUGUCUACCCCAAUGCGUGUGAACCCCCCUAUGUCAAUGUCACAUGUCAGAAACAGUUAUCCGAAAAUGUGUUCAUUGAUGAGCGCAGGCCAGUGCUGCUGUGUGACGGGAGGCUGUGUCUGCGUGCCCUCCAAGACCUCUUCAACCUAACCAUUGUGGAGAUGAUGUACGGUCCAUUGUGGAUUGUACUUGUGGCAGAUGCAGAUGGCUUUGUGCCUCUAACAUUCAAGGCCAAAGAAGAACUUACAGUGCGGAACGGGAAGCGGAAAACUAACCUACGGACUCCUGGCAGUCCGGAGAACUCCUGCCCAUCAAGUCCAGCCCCCAGCCAAAGCCCCAAUACAAACACAGAGCCCUCCACAUAGUGCCUCUUAACGCACACCUCAAUUUAUGGACUCAUGACGUCGUAUCACUGUUACUUUAAUAUCUUUGACUGAAUCCAUGUAUGCAAGGCAGCGUGGAUGUGGCACGAACAUGUAGAGCUUUAUUAACCCAAAAAACCAGAGGUAACACUUCAAAUUUAUUUUUGUAUUGAAAAACUAGUGAUUUGAAAAGUGCUGCCUAUUCACAUGCUAUGUUUACAUGUUGCUGCUUUGAAAUGAAAGCUUACCUGGAAGAACUUAAGCACCGAGCCAUGUUUUUUUCUUUAAUUGUUUGUUGAAAAAAGGCAGUGCAGUGGUGGUCAAAUCCCUCGUUUACGCCGGACACCGAUCGUCGUGCCAUGGCGCUCUACUAACAGCUUUGAGUAUGUUUUAGAGAUGUUUAAAAAAUGUUUUCUGGUGUCUUGGUACAAGAACCAAUGGAGACUUAUGUAUGAUGUAAGUGUUUCAUUUUGAUCUGUAUUUUUUAUCCCUGGAGCACUGCUGAGAUCCCCACACUUAUGGAUAUAUGGUGCAUGAAAAUCAUAUUUUACCUGUAACAUCUCUCGAUUAGCGCUUUAAUGUGAAAACUCAGAUGUUCAAAGUGUAAUUCAGCCUUGUUCUAUUAUCCUCUGUGGCAUAUCUAAAAUGUUAAAGAGAACAGAGGUCAAGCACUUUCUUCUGCAGUUGUAAUGUUACCAAGCUCAGUAACACAAAUGACCACUAGAGAGGGGGCAAGACCCAACAGAAACCUCCCUGUUAUUGCUAUACAGUGUCCUUCAGAGCUCUAUUGAAACCCAAAUAAGUGUAAUGUGUAUCUUUCGGUAGCACUUAAAAUAUUAAAUUUGCAAACUAGCGUGC